Cervus elaphus (red deer) is the source of this 4349-nucleotide messenger RNA. It is a transcript of the gene FKBP15, whose product is annotated as FKBP prolyl isomerase family member 15. Gene Ontology annotation, cellular component: growth cone. The record is from RefSeq and is a predicted model, not a curated record. The transcript has 29 exons. NCBI's taxonomy places the organism in Eukaryota, Metazoa, Chordata, Mammalia, Artiodactyla, Cervidae. Gene Ontology annotation, molecular function: peptidyl-prolyl cis-trans isomerase activity. The coding region runs from base 47 to 3787 and encodes 1246 amino acids.
GGAAACGCUCCGACUUCCUCCCCGAAGCGGGGCGAAAGGCGGCGCGAUGUUCGGUGCGAGCGACGAAGACGAUACCGACUUCCUUUCGCCUAGCGGCGGGUUGACUGCCUUCAGACUUGUGAACUGCCAAAUUCUGGUGUUUGCAGAGCCUUUCUUUGAACAUCUGUUUAAUCAGUUCUGGCCUGGAGAAUUCCAUGGACUGUAUAGAGUCGGCGCAGAGUCCGCGGGGACUGAGAGACUUUCACUUUCUCUGAACAUCUGUUUAACCAAUUUAAGAAGUACCAGAUUGGCCUCUCUUUUUGGACUGGAUCAGGCAGCUGCUGGCCAUGGAAAUGAAUUCCAGUACACAGCUCCAAAGCAACCAAAGAAAGGCCAGGGAACAGCACCAACCGGAAAUCAGGGGACACCCAAAACAGCGCCCACCACGACAGGCACUUCCACAGUGCUGGUUGCCACGGCAGUCCAUGCCUAUCGUUACACAAAUGGUCAAUAUGUAAAGCAGGGAAAAUUUGGUGCUGCAGUCCUGGGAAAUCACACAACCAGAGAGUAUAGGAUUCUUCUUUAUAUCAGUCAGCAACAGCCAGUAACUGUUGCCAGGAUUCAUCUGAACUUUGAGCUGACGGUUCAGCCCAAUAACUACAGCACCUUUUAUGAUGACCAGAGACAAAACUGGUCCAUCAUGUUUGAGUCGGAAAAGGCUGCCGUGGAGUUCAAUAAACAGGUUUGCAUUGCCAAGUGCAACAGCACCUCUUCCCUGGAUUCCGUGCUGUCACAGGACCUUAUUGUAGUGGAAGGCCCUGCGGUAGAAGUUGGAGAUUCUUUAGAAGUGGCCUAUACCAGCUGGCUCUUUCAGAAUCAUGUUCUGGGCCAGGUUUUUGAUUCCACUGCUAACAAAGAUAAGCUUCUUCGCCUGAAAUUAGGGUCAGGAAAAGUCAUCAAGAGCUGGGAGGACGGAAUGGUGGGCAUGAGGAAAGGAGGGAAGCGGUUGCUUAUCAUCCCCCCAGCCUGCGCUGCUGGCUCUGAAGGGGUAAUAGGAUGGACUCCCUCAACAGACUCAAUCCUGGUGUUCGAGGUGGAGAUUAGGCGGGUGAAAUUCACUCGAGAGUCUGGCUCUGACGGGCACAGCGUUAGUUCCCGGGAUUCUGCAGCCCCUUCUCCCGUCCCUGCUGCUGACGGCAUCUCUGCCGACCCUGUUGUGUCUCCAUCCACGUCGGUGCCUUUCAAAUCCGGGGAGUCAGCUCUUCGUUCCAAAUCUAACUCCCUUAGUGAACAGCUUACAGUAAAUGCAAAUCCGGAUACAGUCAAGGCCAAGUUGAUCUCUCGGAUGGCUAAAAUGGGCCAGCCUAUGCUGCCCAUUCUUCCACCACAGCUGGAUUCUAAUGAUUCAGAAAUUGAAGACGUGAAUGCUCCUCGAGGAGCUGGGCAGCCCAUGGUGACCCCAUCUGUCCAGCCGUCUGUUCAGCUCCCACACAUUACCUCACAAGCACCUCAGCCAUCUGUUUCUGGUCUCCAAACACCAUCUGCUGCUUUGAUGCAAGUUGCAUCUCUUGAUUCCCACUCAACUGUGUCUGGAAAUGCCCAGUCCUUUCAGCCCUAUGCAGGUUUGCAGGCCUACGCUUACCCCCAGGCACCAGCUGUUGCUUCCCAGCUGCAGCCCGCUCGGCCCUUGUACCCCGCACCACUCUCGCAGCCUCCUCAUUUUCAAGGAUCAGGUGACAUGGCUUCAUUUCUCAUGACUGAAGCCCGGCAACAUAACACUGAAAUCCGGAUGGCAGUCAGCAAAGUGGCCGAUAAAAUGGAUCAUCUAAUGACUAAGGUUGAAGAGUUACAGAAACAUAGUGCUGGCAAUUCCCUGCUCAUUCCCAGCAUGUCGGUGACCAUGGAAACAAGCAUGAUUAUGAGCAACAUACAACGAAUUAUUCAGGAAAAUGAAAGGUUGAAGCAAGAGAUCCUUGAAAAGAGCAGUCGGAUAGAAGAACAGAACGACAAGAUUAGUGAACUAAUUGAACGGAAUCAGAGGUAUGUUGAGCAGAGUAACCUGAUGAUGGAGAAGAGGAACAACUCACUUCAAACUGCCACAGAAAACACACAGGCAAGAGUUUUGCAUGCUGAGCAAGAGAAGGCCAAGGUGACGGAGGAGCUAGCUGCUGCCACUGCACAGGUCUCUCAUCUGCACCUGAAAAUGACGGCCCACCAAAAGAAAGAAACGGAGCUGCAGGUCCAGCUCACGGAGAGCAUGAAGGAGGCAGACCUCCUCAGGGCUCAGCUCGCCCAGCUGCAGGCAGAGCUCUCCGAGCUCCAGGAAACCUCCCAGCAAGCGCAGUCCAAAUUCAAGAGUGAAAAGCAAAGCCGGAGACAACUGGAACUCAGGGUGACCUCCCUGGAGGAGGAGCUGACUGACCUGCGAACUGAGAAGGAGUCUCUGGAAAAGAACCUCUCAGAAAGGAAAAAGAAGUCAGCCCAAGAGCGCUGCCAGGCUGAGGAGGAGAUAGACGAAAUUCGCAAAUCACACCAGGAGGAAUUGGACAAACUUCGACAGCUUUUGAAGAAGGCACGGGUGUCCACCGACCAAGCAGCUGCAGAGCAGCUGUCUCUCGUACAGGCUGAGCUGCAGACCCAGUGGGAAGCCAAGUGUGAGCAGCUGUUGGCCUCUGCCAGGAAUGAGCACCGGCAGCAGUACCAGGAGGUGUGUGCACAGAGAGACGCCCGUCAGCAGCAGCUGCUCCAACUGGAGGAGAAGUGUUCAGCCCUCCAGGCCCAAGUCACAUCCCUGAGAGAGCAAAAUGCACAGCGCAUCAAGGACCUAGAGGGCAAGGCCCAGACAUCUGGGGUCGAAGCCACUGCUGCCGACCCCGCAGAAAAGGUCAAGAAGAUUAUGAACCAGGUGUUUCACUCCUUGCGGGGAGAGUUUGAGCUGGAGGAGUCUUACAAUGGCAGGACCAUUCUGGGGACCAUCAUGAACACCAUCAAGAUGGUGACCCUUCGGCUGUUAAACCAACACGAGCAAGAGAAAGGAGAGAGCAGCAAUGAAGAGGAAGAGGAAGCAGAGGCGCAGCCUCGGACCCCUUCGGGACAGUCUCGGGCACCCUUGGACGGGGCGGGGCAGGAGCCCCCCGCAGUGCUGUUGGCGCGGGUGGUCCAGGAGGAUGCCCCGCUGUCUCCUCAGGGCUGGCCCUCUCCCCAGGAUGAUGCACAGAGAAGGGAAGGGGAGCCUUCAGAAACGGAGGCGAGCUCAGAGAUAAAAGCACGCUCGGUCCCUCCCGAACUGGCUUGCCUCCCCUCCCCAAGAGCUCUGGGGCCCCCAACUUCAAUUCCCCCCAGGCCUCCAGGCCCCGUAGCUGUGGACUCUGAGGGCGGGGAAGCACUGGGAGACGCCCAUGUCAGGGAGGAGGAAAGCUCCACGAGACUGUCCCCGACCUCAGACCCCGAGAAGGUGGACUCACUGGCCGUGAGGCCUGAAAGUCCAGGAGGAGAGCCUCAGCCUCCAGAGCUCCAGGAAGACAGGGAUGUCACAGGCUCGGCUGCUCCCUCCCAGGAACCGUGUAGCACAGAGGCAGCUUCGGCCUCCGUAGGAGCAGCACCUGGAUCUGAACACGGUUCUCAGCAUCCCAGCCUCUCUGAGGAUGAAGAGGAUGAACUGUUUAAAGGGGCAGCUCUGAAAGUUCCGAAGCCCAAAGCACAGGCUGAGGAGGAGGAUGAAGACGAAGUGAGCAUGAAGGGACGCCCGCCCCCAACACCCCUUUUUGGAGACGAUGACGAUGAUGAUGACAUUGACUGGCUGGGAUGAAGACCCAGGAAACCGGUGCAGAGGUUUCUCUACCCUUCCCUAGGCAUGAUUUUGCACAGCCAGCGCUGGCUUUAGACGAGCCACGGGGUGAGGUGAAGGUGAGCAUGCUGAGGACAGUAGUUCCGAUACCUGAGCUAGCCAACCUCCGAGCCCCCGCCUGCCCAGGUGAAGCAGCGUGAGAACCUGUCUUCAGAACACUGCGGUUGGCAGCAGCCCGCCCUGGUCCUGCCUCAGAGUCCCCCCUGGAGAAAGGGCUGGGGGGCUCCCCUCCAGCAAGUCCCUAUGAGAGUCCUGCCCUCUCCCAAGCUUUUUAUUCUCUGAACUCCCAGACUGACCUGCCUCUCAGUGCUCAGCUGUGUCCCAGCACCGGCACUGUCGCCUGCGGUGAGGUCUCCCUGGCAGAACUGGUGGAGGGUAAAGUACCCCAUCUAAAUAAACCCAGGUAACAGCCUUGCCGGCGGUACUGGGACGUAGAUCUUUUCUCUGCCUUAAACCUGAUACAAGAGGUCAAUCAAUAUUUGAAAUUAACAAAACUAAAAUAAAUGUCUGCAACGAAACCUGA